GAGAGAGAGAGAGAGAGAAGGAAAGAAAAAAGAAAGUAAGAAAGAAAGAGAGAAAAAAAAGAGAAACAGGGGGAAAGAAGCUUUCAAAUUCUUCUUGAUACUCGAGUUCUACAGACUACCAGACCGCACUACCCACACCAGGAUGGGGGCUCGGAGAUGCAGUGGCUGCCUCAGUUGUCUGAUAAUUCCCCUUGCACUUUGGAGCAUUAUUGUUAAUAUCUUGCUAUAUUUUCCAAAUGGACAGACUUCAUAUGCAUCCAGCCACAAACUCACCAAUUAUGUGUGGUAUUUUGAAGGAAUCUGUUUCUCAGGCAUCAUGAUGCUUAUAGUAGCUGCAGUUCUCCUAAUAUUGGAGAGAAACACACCAUAUAAAUGCUGUCAGAGUGAGAACUGCAGCAAAAAAUAUAUGAGUUUACUCUCCAUUAUCUUUUCUGUCCUUGGAAUUGCUUUCUCCGGAUAUUGCUUGGUGAUAUCAGCAUUGGGAUUAGUGCAAGGACCAUACUGCCGUACCCUCAAUGGCUGGGAAUAUGUCUUUGAAGAUACCACAGGAAGUUUCCUCAGUGAUCCUAGCACAUGGAGCCAGUGUCUGGAACCUGCUCAUGUAGUCGAAUGGAAUAUUAUUUUAUUUUCUAUUCUUAUAACACUCAGUGGUCUCCAAGUGAUCAUCUCUUUCAUCAAAGUGAUCAUUGAACUCAGCAAGAUCCUGUGCACAACCUACUCAGUCAUAAUACAGCCUGGAAUCAUUUAAAUGAGGAAAAAAGAGUUCUUUUCGUGAGCUCCUGACCUGACCAUCAACCUUACUUGUAUAGACUUGUGGAUACAAAAACAGACUCAAAUGAUGUGAUUUCUUGAUGAUGCUCCUCAUUCUUCCUCAGAGCUAUUCCCUUUAUUACAGGUCCAAACUUCAAUAAGAUUAUUAAUCAAUUAGUCAAUAAGCAUUUAUUAUGCAGAUCCUGUGUUCCAGACACUAUAUUAGGCGCCACGUAAUGGGCUAAUUGUAAGCUCAUACAUCUAGAGUUGAAAAGCUCAAUAGCCUUUUAGUGCAAGGCUUAGGGAACUUAACUCACUCAUGUAAUGAGUGUCAGAGACAGUAUUUGAAUCCAGACCUCCUAAUUCCAGACCAAUGAUGUUUCCAGUGUACCAUGAUGCUUCCCUUGAUCAUUCUGCCCUUCUAUUUUAUUCUGGUCCUUCCCAACUCUAGAGGCAGAAGGGAAGCCAAAAAAUAUGUGAUCUCUGCAUAUAUAUCCCAAUAAAAUUUUUUAAGGUUUUUUUUUAA
This is a messenger RNA of Antechinus flavipes (yellow-footed antechinus), 1276 nucleotides long. It is a transcript of the gene TM4SF18, whose product is annotated as transmembrane 4 L six family member 18. The transcript has 5 exons. The record is from RefSeq and is a predicted model, not a curated record. Gene Ontology annotation, cellular component: membrane. The coding region runs from base 143 to 748 and encodes 201 amino acids. Lineage: Eukaryota; Metazoa; Chordata; Mammalia; Dasyuromorphia; Dasyuridae.